ACACUGCCAUCCACUGGUCCCUCUUGCUUUUCCUCCUUUUUCUCUCCCCCUUUUCUCCUUUCCCUUGUCUCUUUCUUUCCAUCCUUUUUCUGGCUUGCCAAUCACUUUCUCACUCUUCAAAAACCCAUUAAUUUUUCUCUCUCAGUGAAAACCAAAAACCCAUAAAACCACACUCUCCUCUGCUUCCUCCUCGUCCUCCUCCUCUUCCUUCCCACUUUUGAAUUAGGGUUUCAUGCAAUGUGGGCAGCUUGAAUCUCUCUACUACCCAACUUUUCUCACACUUUCUCGAGAAAAUGCCAGCAAUGGGAAAUAAGAAGAAUGUGCUCCUGCUGUACCUCGCCCUCGUGCUCUUGUUUUCGUCAGCUCAAGCCGCUCCUCCCCCUGCAAUGAGUAAUUUAACCCAUUUCAACUUUGAGAUUGUCAGUGGGUUUCUCUCAAAUGCUGCCUCUGUCCUGAUGAAAUGGGUUUGGUCACUCAAAGCCACUACCAAAACAGCAAUCACUGGCCGCCCGAUGAUGAAGUUUGAGAGUGGGUAUACGGUUGAGACUGUCUUUGAUGGCAGUAAGGUUGGGAUUGAGCCUCAUUCUGUGGAGGUGUUGCCCAAUGGGGAGCUUCUGGUUUUGGACUCUGCUAACAGUAACAUCUACAAGAUGUCUUCCCCUCUGUCUCAGUUCAGAAAAUUUUGAACAAACUGCAGAUAGCCGCCACGGCUGGUUGCUGGAUCUGCUGAAGGAUUAUCUGGACAUGUAGAUGGGAAAACCAGGGAGGCAAGGAUGAAUCACCCAAAGGGGCUUACAGUGGAUGACAGAGGAAACAUUUAUAUUGCUGAUACCAUGAAUAUGGCAAUCAGGAAAAUAAGUGACACAGGGGUCACAACGAUAGCAGGAGGUAAAUGGAGCCGAGGAGGGGGGCAUGUUGAUGGACCGAGUGAGGAUGCAAAGUUUUCAAAUGAUUUUGAUGUGGUUUAUAUGGGAAGCAGUUGCUCCCUCCUUGUCAUAGACAGAGGAAACCAGGCGAUCCGGGAAAUUCAACUCCAUUUUGACGACUGUGCUUACCAAUACGGAAGUGGUUUCCCUCUUGGUAUUGCAGUGCUUGUAGCAGCUGGUUUCUUUGGUUACAUGCUGGCAUUACUGCAACGAAGGGUCGGGACUCUAGUGUCUCCCACAAAUGAUGAGACAACAUGGAAACAGAGCUUUCCACCGAGUCCAUAUCAGAAGUCUAUGAAAUCUUCAGUGAGGCCGCCAUUAAUUCCUACUGAAGACGAUAAUGAGAAGCAAGAAGAGGGCUUCUUUGGGUCUCUUGGCAAACUUCUUGUCAAUGCCGGGGCUUCAUUUGCAGAAAUCUUUGGAGGAAUAAUCCCCGGGUUUAGAAAGAAGACAGUAAGCUUCCAGUACCAAGGCCAACAGCAGAAGCUAUCAAAUUCUUGGCCAGUGCAAGAAAGCUUCGUGAUACCAGAUGAAGAUGAGCCCCCUUCUAUAGAAACCCGGACCCCUACCCCUCGCAAAACCUACGCGUUCAUGUCGAAGGAUGCUGAGAAAAUGCAACAGCUUCGACAAAGUCGUGCCUUUUACAGUGAAUGGGAUGGAGAUCUCUACCACCACCACCACCAGCAGCAGCAGCAGCCGCCGCCCCCCCAGAAACAGCAACACCAGCAUCGGUAUCAUUCAUCUACCCCACAAACCUAUUAUGAGCAAAGCUUUGAGAAAACCGAUGAGGUCGUGUUCGGGGCAGUCCAGGAGCAGGAUGGGCGACGCGAAGCCAUGGUGAUCAAGCAUCUGGAUCACAGCAACCCUUUUCCUGACUACCGGAGCAUGCGCUCCUGGAUGAACUCGAAAGACUUUUUUGUCUCCGGCGACCUCUCUCUCGCUCUCAUUCUCUCUGUCGAUGGUCACCAGCAGUAUCAGAGGCGUUGACCAAGGUUGGGGGGCUGUCGAUAGCAACGACCAGGCGUGAGCGAACAGAUCUGGG
Messenger RNA from Diospyros lotus (date-plum), 1968 nucleotides. RefSeq lists its product as uncharacterized. Lineage: Eukaryota; Viridiplantae; Streptophyta; Magnoliopsida; Ericales; Ebenaceae. The record is from RefSeq and is a predicted model, not a curated record. The transcript is spliced from 8 exons. Gene Ontology annotation, molecular function: protein binding.